CUAGGUAGUUCAACAACCUUCUCUUUCCCCUAUAUAUAACAAGCAUAUGUAUUGCAAAGGGAUUUCAUACAUUGAAACCAUAUCUUAUAGCAACAAUAAAGAGAGAUGAGUGCGUGGUUAGGUGCAAGAGAGCUUUCAAUUGAAUGGGCGGACAAUCCUCAGCAUUGGACUUGGAACUAUAUUCACAACUCCGGUGUAGAAGUAGUUGAGCUUCUGAACGUUUGUUGGCUCGACAUUCGAGGAAAGAUAGACACAAGUCGACUCGCUCGAAAAACUAGUUAUUCGGCAUAUUUGGUGUUCAAGCUGAAAGAUAAUCAUUGCGAACUUGAAAGGGCUAUUGCAUCGGUGAGAUUCGUGAAGGAAAAAGCCGAGGGCACGGAUGAAGAAGGCUACACCGUUUUUAUCUCAAAGGUGAAGGGACAUGAAGGAGAACGUGGCAAAUUCGCGUAUCCGCGAAGCGAUGGAUGGAUGGAAAUAAAGCUAGGUGAAUUUUUCAACAACUUUGGAGAAGAUGGUGAAGUUGAAAUGAGGUUGAUGGAGAACAAAAAUCCUAAUUGGAAAUCUGGGAUUAUUGUUAAGGGGAUUGAUAUUCGUCCAAAUUAAAUUGAGAUCCAUCUAGUACUAUUGUUAUUUGGGACUAAUGUCAUGUCUCUAUGUUUAAGUAUUAUUUUCAAUGUGAUGAUGUUAGCUAUUGGGGGAUCUUAGUAGUUCAGGUGAUCGAUAAUUUUUACUUUGUCAGUAAAAAUUUAAUUCCUCACCUAGUUGUGUUCGGUUUGUUUGUCUUUUGUGUUGUUUAUGACUUCUUUUAAGUCUCUAUUUUUGUGUAAGAGUAAGCUUGAAGUCCUUUGUGUUUUCUAUCUAAUUUCAAAUCAGAAAUAAGAGCUUUUGAA
Messenger RNA from Solanum dulcamara, 890 nucleotides. RefSeq names its product putative F-box protein PP2-B12. Lineage: Eukaryota; Viridiplantae; Streptophyta; Magnoliopsida; Solanales; Solanaceae. Bases 106 to 603 code for a protein of 165 amino acids. The record is from RefSeq and is a predicted model, not a curated record. The transcript is spliced from 3 exons.